Drosophila bipectinata is the source of this 2069-nucleotide messenger RNA. RefSeq names its product Chorion protein b at 7F (gene Cp7Fb). The record is from RefSeq and is a predicted model, not a curated record. Lineage: Eukaryota; Metazoa; Arthropoda; Insecta; Diptera; Drosophilidae.
UCAUAUCCUACUCUAUCUUUAAGAACAUAGUUUAAGAUUUAAGUCUUAAGGUAGACACACUUCGAUCUGUUUCAUUUGAAGAGUUCCAACUCUAUAGUGGGACAGUCUUCGGACUGUGGCGACACUGAAGACCAGCAGCAGCAGUACGAGUGCCGGGAACAUGACUUUUGACAGAAAACACGACCCGCCGCAAACUAAAUAUUUGAAAAGGUCAGCGAAACCAAAAACAAAAACAAAAACACAAAAGCACCACUGGUGGCGUCUCCAGAUGGGGAGAGAAAAACCUUGUCCAAAGUCAAAGUCAAGUAUACACUCGGCAUGGGUCCGGAGCUGCGUGAGAGAUUGUGGAUGUGGGGCAGAUGAUAUAAAGAAUGCUCCGGAGCAAUCUGCGGCUAGUAGCCACCAGGGCUGAGUACCGUGAAGAACACCGAACCUAAGAUGCGACUCCUAAUUGCUUUUUUGGGCCUCGGACUGAUGGCCGUGCUCCAGGCGGCGCCCCUCGAGGUGGUCUAUACCGGCGAGAGCUGUGCCUGCCCCACCCAGUUGGGCUACCAGCUAAACGUUCCCAAUCCCCCCAAGCCCAAGAAGUACGCCGCCAACGACUACGGCUAUAGGGUGGAGAAGCCCGUCCAGACCAAGGCCAAGAUCAGCUAUAGCUUUGACUUUACGGUCGAACAGCCACGGACUCCGGCUCCACCCAAGUCCAAUCCGGCCAAGCUCUAUGCCAAGGUGGAUCGGGUGACAGUCAACAAGGCGGAUUGCCAGGCCAAGAACAAGGAGACCUGCGGAUGUUCCAGCUGCUCCGCUCAGAAAUCCAGGUACGUAGCCCCUUCGGCCAGGUCGUCGAAUGCCAUCCGCCGGCGUAGGGAUCUCCGCCAGCCGGGAUCACUCCUCCGCCGAAGAAUGAUGCGACAGCAACAGCUCCAGGAGCGACCUCCGCGCUACGUGAAGCUCUACCACAAGGACCUGUCCGCCCAGCAGCAACUGAAACAGAAAGUAAAGCAGAAGCCCCAGAAAGUAAAGCUCUUUGGGCUGAUUCCAGUGGAAUCCCCUCAAGAAGCCCCACCGACCAAGCGGAAGACCAAGAAAACCCCCGCCGGAUUUUUCGGUUUGGGUCAUCGCUUGAGGAAACGGGACAUCAAAGGAGAGUACGAUCUCCUGGAGCAGGAACGAUCCCAGAUAGAUCUCACGGCGCCGGAGAUAAUACAGUUUAUGCCGGAAACCCUGAAUCCGGACUUUAAGCCCGGACAGUGUCAUACUGGCUGUGGGGCAAUAACGUCGUCCGCCCCCCCGCCGGAGGAGACCUCAACGCCCAGGGACCAGGCGGAAGCCGAGCAGACAGAGACCCCGGAGCCGGUGAACUCCAUACCCUCAAAGAGAUCUGCCCUGAGCUAUUACCCCCUCCAGAUACCCUCCCCGCUGAGCUAUCAGCACGAGGACUACAAGUUCGUGGACGACUCGCAGUUGCGGAGUCUGCUGUCCACCACAUCCGUGCCGGAUCCACUGCAUCUCAGCUCUACGCCCCUGCAGUUUGCCGGAGAUCUGGAGUCGGUUACUCGACGCGGCUACGGAGCUCCGGUUCUGGGUCUGGGCACUGGCUACCCCGUGGAGCAUGUUUCCGACUCCCAGCUAGACAGAAUCAUCUCCGGCAUUGUGUACAGCCAUCCGAGCUAUCAGUACGGAGCCGAGGGUGCGGAGGGUGCCCUGGUGGACCCGGAGCCGGUGCAAAAGCGGCAGACCACCGACUUCCUGAGGAAGCUCAUCGACGGCCGGCUGGGAGGCUGGGGAUUCGAUGCCUCUCCGGAGCCGGAGCAUGCCCUCCGGGCGGACUACUCCACCAGGCCGGCCAAGACCUACGGCUACAACAGCCAGAGCCAGAACGGAUACAGUAUUGAUACCUACAACGUUCCACCCAUCACGGAUUACCUGAGGGCCUGGUUCUAAGCUCGCGAAUAAUUCGUUAGAUUCUUCUAAGCCAGGCCAUUAUUAAUUUGUAGAUUUAGUUAUUUUGUUAGAAGAAAGCUGAGGAGAGUGGGAUGAAAUAGAAUAUAAUGUACAUUGAAAACAAA